Amblyraja radiata (thorny skate) is the source of this 2124-nucleotide messenger RNA. RefSeq names its product rhomboid, veinlet-like 3 (Drosophila) (gene rhbdl3). Gene Ontology annotation, molecular function: calcium ion binding; serine-type endopeptidase activity. Lineage: Eukaryota; Metazoa; Chordata; Chondrichthyes; Rajiformes; Rajidae. Bases 221 to 1417 code for a protein of 398 amino acids. Gene Ontology annotation, cellular component: membrane. The transcript is spliced from 10 exons. The record is from RefSeq and is a predicted model, not a curated record.
UCACCGCGUUUCACACGGGACCUCUCUCCCCGGCUCAUUUGCUGCAGAGAUUGUUACAGCAAUUUGCUACAGUGUCGCCUCUUCGCUACAGGAGGAGCGGAUUCGGGGAGUGAAAACAUCUGCAGUUCCUUCUGACACACUCUCCGCCGCCUGGUGUGGGGGGCGGGGGAUGGACCGGCGCCAGUGUGGGUGAACCGGGCCGGGCCGGGCCGGGGCUGAGAUGGAGGAGAGCGAGAGACAAGGCGGGAAGCCGCGGCCACAACGUGGAGUGGAAGCGGGAACCGGCCGCGGAAUGCCCUUGGGCACUGAGGAUCAUUGGAAAGUCCUCUUUGACCAAUUUGACCCCGGCAACACGGGCUACAUCAGCACGGAGGCAUUCCGUGGCCUCCUGCGGUCUCGAGGCUCGGAGCUGGAGGCCCACAAGCUGCAGGUUCUGCUGGCCCUGGCUGACGACAGCCCCCAGGGCAGGGUCUGCUACCAGGACUUUGUCAACUUGAUGAGCAACAAGCGCUCCAGCAGUUUCCGCCGUGCCGUGCAGCGGGGGAAGGGGAGAGGUGGCUCCGACUCGCUGCUGGAGGAGCGGGGGCUGAGCCUGGGCCGGCGGCUAGUCCGACACGUGGCGUACGAGACCCUGCCUCGACACGCCGACCGUCGCUGGUACUACGACACCUACACCUGCUGCCCGCCGCCCUGGUUCAUCAUCACCAUCACCCUCCUGGAGGUCGCUGUCUUUAUCUACUACGGGCUGGUGCUGGACAAGUGGGUUCUGCAGGUGAGCCACCCAUCAUACCUGAGGAGCCCGCUGGUCUACCGGCCCCAGCUACGCACACAGGCCUGGCGUUACCUCAGCUACAUCUUCGUGCACGUGGGGGUGGAGCAGCUGGGGUUCAGUGUGACGCUGCAGCUCCUGGUGGGGGUGCCGCUGGAGAUGGUUCACGGCGCUCUCCGCAUCGGCUUCAUCUACCUCACCGGAGCCCUGGCAGGUUCACUGGCUACGUCGGUGGCAGACAUGACGGCCCCGGCGUUCGGGUCCUCUGGAGGAGUCUACGCCCUCGUCUCCGCACAUCUGGCCAACGUCGUCAUGAAUUGGUCCGGAAUGAGAUGUCAGUUCAAGCUUUUCCGGAUGGGAAUAGCCAUGAUCUGUAUGAGCCUGGAGUUUGGCCGUGCGGUCUGGCUGCGGUUUCGCCCGCCCGCCCACCCAUCCUGUGCCCACCCCAGCUUCGCCUGCCACCUGGGGGGGGUGAUGGUGGGCAUCACCCUGGGGGUGGUGAUCCUCAAGAACUACGAGCAGAAACUCCACGAGCAGUCCCUCUGGUGGAUCUUUGUCAUCGUCUAUCUCAUCUUCGUGUCCUUUGCCGUCCUGUGGAACAUCUUUGCCUAUGGUCUCCUGGACAGCCGGCUGCUCCCUCCAGUCUAGACAUGAGCCACAGCCCAGGUGACCAAGGACCCUCCCUCUGCAUUGAUUCAAACAAUCGGACAUACGUGCACGGGAUGUGUGAAUGGAUUGCCGUUCGAUUCGACUCUGCAAACCAAAACCAGAUGUGGACGCUGGUCAAAAGACCCAAUGCUGGAGUAACAUUGAUAAGGUGACUUUCUCGGUCAAAGUCCAAAGAAGGGUCCCAGUAUGAAACGUCGCCUUAUCCAUGUCCUCCAGAGAUGCUGCCUGACCUACUGAGUUACUCCAGCACUUUGUCACAUCGAGAUGUGACCACAGUAACAUCUGAUAAGGAAUUAGAUACCUUCAGGAGCUCCAGUUCACAUGCCCGCCCCCGGUUUGUUUUGAAUCAUUGUUGAUAGUUGAUCGAAUAUGCUGAAUUAUAUUUUUUAUCACACGUGACCACUCUUCCCUUCCAACCGAGCAGAAGGGGAUUGUUGACUCUGAAGACUGACGGUAUGAAGCAUCUCCAGCAGGUCCCCUGGUGGAAGAGGCAACUCUGCCAGCCCGUCACCCUACAAGUAGAUUGAUCCAAGCUCUGCCCAGUCGCACGUCUGCCUGGAGACUCUCGCAUCCCAAUUUAAAGUUAAGGGGUUGCAUCCUGCUUUGGUGAGAGAAGGGAUAUGUAAUGGCAGGCAGUGACCAAUGAUUUGGAUGAAGGGAUUCAAAGUAACAUUAGCUAAUUUGCA